Molecule: messenger RNA, 2073 nt
Organism: Elaeis guineensis (African oil palm)
Lineage: Eukaryota; Viridiplantae; Streptophyta; Magnoliopsida; Arecales; Arecaceae
Product: S-adenosylmethionine decarboxylase proenzyme
Biological process (GO): spermine biosynthetic process; spermidine biosynthetic process
Cellular component (GO): cytosol
Molecular function (GO): adenosylmethionine decarboxylase activity
Source: RefSeq, a predicted model, not a curated record
GCUCCCCCACGUCUUCGAGUUCUUCCAGAGACCUGAUUCUCUUUAUAAAGCCUGUCUUGUUUCUCGCCUCCGAGCUCUCUCGGAUCCAUCCAUCCCUCGCUAGGUUUCGACUUCUUUUGGUGCUCUCCCUCUCUCAUCCUGUUAUCUCUUCUCUCUCGGCUUCAGAGCUUGUUGAGUUUUUCGCCGCCGCCUUCGAGCAGAGUCUUUUCUGAUUAAACAGAGGUGUGGAUGUUUUAAUGGAGUCCAAAGGUGGCAAGGAGAAGUCUAGCAGUAGUAGUUCAUUACAGUACGAAGUUCCCCUUGGCUACAGCAUUGAAGACGUUCGACCGCACGGUGGAAUCAAGAAGUUCCAGUCUGCUGCAUACUCCAACUGCGUGAGAAAGCCAUCUUGAUAUCCCUAUUUGAUGUCCUCUUUCGUAGAGUAGGAUUUCCCACAAUUCCAGUUUCAUUUCUGCUUUAAACCAACUUCUCUGGCUAGCUGCUUUUCUGAUAAGCAGACCUCACUCUCAGUCUCCCUUCUUGUCGCCCUCUCUUCUCCUUCAUUGACCACUCAUAUUCUCAUGCUUGAUUCUGAUUCGAUGGCAUCCUCGUUGGUUGAUUCACCGAACCCUUCCCCAGUCUCACCGAUUGGGUUUGAGGGCUACGAGAAGCGCCUUGAGAUCACUUUCUCUGAGGCACCUGUCUUUGUGGAUCCCCAAGGCCGGGGCCUGCGUGCCCUCUCACGGGCCCAGAUCGACUCUAUUCUGGAGUUGGCACGGUGCACCGUUGUGUCUCAGCUCUCAAACAAGGACUUUGAUUCUUAUGUUCUCUCCGAGUCAAGUCUCUUCGUGUACCCAUGUAAGAUAAUCCUGAAGACCUGCGGGACUACGAGGCUCCUUCUGUCCAUUCCCAGAAUCCUGGAGCUUGCCAAGGAGCUGUCGCUCUCUCCUCUGUCUGCAAAGUACUCCCGUGGAACCUUCAUCUUCCCUGGUGCCCAGCCAUCUCCCCACCGCAGCUUCUCAGAGGAGGUUUCUGUCCUUAAUCAGUUCUUUGGUGGCCUCAAGUCAGGUGGUAAUGCUUAUGUGAUAGGUGAUCCAGUGGCACCCAACCGUAACUGGCACAUAUAUUAUGCCACCCAGAAGCCUGAGCCGCCCAUGGUUACUCUUGAGAUGUGCAUGACUGGACUGAGCACUGAGCAGGCAUCGAUCUUCUUCAAGAAUUCUGUGGUUGGACAUUCUUCUUCCUCUAAGGAGAUGACAAAGCUCUCUGGGAUUUCAGAUAUCAUCCCCGAGAUGGAAAUAUGUGACUUUGAAUUCGAUCCCUGUGGAUACUCAAUGAAUGCAAUCCAUGGCCCUGCUUUCUCCACAAUCCACGUGACCCCAGAGGAAGGUUUCAGCUAUGCUAGUUAUGAAGCCAUGGGUCUCAACCCUGGCUCAUUGGUAUUUGGGGACUUGAUCAAGAGGGUUCUCAGGUGCUUUGGCCCUUUGGAGUUCUCUGUUGCAGUUACUAUCUUUGGUGGAUGUCGGCUAGCAGGCACAUGGUCGAAGAAGGUGGAAAUAGAUGGUUAUGCCUGUAAUGAUCUGGUCGAGCAGGAGCUACCAGGUGGUGGUCUGUUGAUGUACCAGAACUUUGCUGCUUCUGCUGUUACUGCUGUGUCGCCAAGAUCCAUCCUGCAUUGCUGGGAAGGAGACAGUAUGGAGAAAGCCGGCAACGUCGAAAAAACAGGAUACAGCUGGGAAGGUGAGGAGGCGGUGGAGGAGAAAGAUGGGAAAGAUAAGAAGAUGUUCUGAGAGGAUGGUUAUGGUCGUGAAAGCAAGUCUGUUAGUAUUUGCCUAUCUUUUGGCUUAAUUAGCUAAGCAGCCAGCCAGGCUAUUAGUAUUUGCUUAUGUUAUUAUAUAUGAUAUUUGAGUUUGUUAGUGGUAUGUUACUUUCAUGUGUUGGGGUCUGAAUAAGAGCUCUGGGUGGCUUGCUGUGUCUGCCACAAUGAGCAGUCUGUUUGGAAUUUAAAAGUUUUUGGUCAAGUGAUGUUUGAUGUUGGAUUAUCUGAACCUUAAUAAAUUUACAGAGCUUGAAUAAAAUGUGAGGUUGGUUAUC